CUGCACAGCCAACUGCAACCAACAGGUAUAGUGUAGAACUUUCCUUAAGCUGGGUCUUUGGUCCAUUCGGAGUGGUUGUCUGUUCAGUGGCAGCUUCAGUGCAGACACUGCAAACAAAAUAAUGGCGCCUCCAAGACACAAUGUGAAGACGGCACUGCCAUUGUCCUUAGGAAGAUAUCACAUUUCGGAAGAGUACGGCUUUCUUCUUCCAAAUCCUCUGAAAGAACUUCCAGAUCAUUAUAGUCCUUGGAUGGAAAUUGCCAACAAACUUCCUCACUUGAUCGAGAGUCACCAGCUUCGCGCUCAUGUGAACAAGAUGCCCCUCCUGGACUGCCAGUUCCUUACGAGCUACCGGGCACGGCGCCUGGCCCACCUGGUCCUCAGCUGCAUCACCAUGGGGUACGUCUGGCAGGAAGGGGACACGCAGCCUGAACAGGUUCUGCCGAGAAGUCUUGCCCUUCCCCUAGUGGAAGUCUCCAGGAACUUGGGGCUCCCUCCUAUCCUGGUCCACGCGGACUUGGUGCUGACAAACUGGACCAAAAGGGACCCGGCAGGACCCCUGGAAAUCAGGAACUUGGAGACCAUCAUCUCAUUUCCGGGGGGAGACAGCCUGCGUGGCUUCGUACUGGUGACUGCUCUGGUAGAGAAAGCAGCAGUGCCUGGGAUUAAGGCCCUGGUCCAGGCAACGCACGCCAUCUUGCAGCCCAGCCAGGACGCCCUGCUCCAGGCCCUGCAGCAACUGAGACUCUCCAUACAGGCCAUCACCGGAACCUUAGGACAAAUGCACGAUUACGUAGACCCAGACAUAUUUUAUGCAGUCAUCCGGAUCUUUCUCUCUGGAUGGAAAGACAACCCAGCGAUGCCUGCAGGGCUGAUGUACGAGGGCGUCUCCCAGGAGCCCCUGAAGUACUCGGGAGGGAGCGCGGCCCAGAGCACGGUGCUGCACGCCUUUGAUGAGUUCCUGGGCGUCCGUCACAGCAGGGAAAGUGCGGACUUUCUGCACAGAAUGAGGGACUACAUGCCUCCCUCCCAUAAGGCCUUCGUAGAGGAAAUCCGCUCAGCCCCUCCGCUGAGGGAGUACGUCCUGUCCCCUGCACACGGCCACCUACGGACAGCCUACAACCAGUGUGUGCGGGCCCUGGCAGACCUGCGCAGCUAUCAUAUCAACAUGGUGACCAAGUACCUCAUCACAGCUGCAGCCAAAGCAAAGAGUGGGAAGCUGAACCCUCUCCCAGGGCCACCCCAGGCUCUGGAAGACAGGGGCACGGGCGGAACUGCUGUUCUGAGGUUCCUAAAGAGUGUCAGGGAUAAGACCCUAGAGGCCAUCCUUCACCCGCGUGGUUAGGAGACCGCCCUCCCCAGCAGGGCAGAGCCCCUCUGGAGAGCAGGUGGCCCUGGGGAACGAGGGUCAGAUUUCUGCCUGGGGCCCCCCAAGGAGGACCUCAGCCCUCUUUCUUGUUUCUGCUCUAUAACACGCCACUUUCUCCUCCACGUGAGCUGCUGUCUUCACAAAGGCGAGUUGGCGCGGCCGGAAACUUCCUUUCCCUACCUGAUCGCCACUCAACUGCAAACAGUGUUGGACACGUUCUCAUUCGGAUCCCACGCACAGGGAAUGUCCCGCGUUCUCUCUGCUGAGUAAUGGAAAACCAUUCUAAAUUUCAAAAGCCAAAUAGAAUUGCCUGUGUGCAGAUCACCUUGUUGAUUUCUUUAAAAACAAAUUCACUUAAAAAUGUAUUCAGUUCCUACUGAGCGCUGCCUCCGAGAGUAGAACAGGGAUUCCUGUGACCGCAGACCAGCCUCCUCUCCCUGCAUGUGUUGGAUUUGGCUCAAGUGGACAAGUGGAUGGAGGAGGACGCUGACGACAAAGACUUGGGAGUCACUAGUGUGAAAACAAAUAGUUAACCAUAUGAGGACGGAUGAGACUUUUCCACAGGGUACGUAGAUUUGCAAAGUCUACUGUAAUCCCUUUCUUUAUUUUUAGAAAAUGAUUAUCUCUUCUUACCCUGAAUGUCUGCAUUUGUAAGAUGAAUGAACUGACCCUUUGUUAAGUAAAUGAGCAAAAUGGGAAUAAAUGGUAAAUCCACA
Molecule: messenger RNA, 2085 nt
Organism: Lemur catta (Ring-tailed lemur)
Lineage: Eukaryota; Metazoa; Chordata; Mammalia; Primates; Lemuridae
Gene: IDO2
Product: indoleamine 2,3-dioxygenase 2
Exons: 10
Coding region: 122-1345 (407 amino acids)
Biological process (GO): 'de novo' NAD+ biosynthetic process from L-tryptophan
Cellular component (GO): cytoplasm
Molecular function (GO): metal ion binding; indoleamine 2,3-dioxygenase activity; L-tryptophan 2,3-dioxygenase activity
Source: RefSeq, a predicted model, not a curated record